GUCUGCUAGAUGAGUAAAGGUAAGCGACGACGGCAUGCAUUCGUUCCUCCGUCCUUGGAACGUCAUACAGUCGUGUAUGCUGUAGGACAAGGCUCGACGGAUGACGGGACACCGCCGCCGCGCAUGAGCUCAACGUCGCCUGGCCUGUGGGCAUCGGUGAAGAUGGCGUAUCAAGGACUUGUGCACACCGUGAUCCGACCGCCUCGAUCGCAUUACGCUCUGGACGACUUAGGUCCAUCGACUUGCAUCUUCGCACACAAUCUGCUUGUGGGACGAGAAGAUUUCACCCUUCGGAACGACAAAGGGCUCGCAGUCGAGUGCAGUUGGUGGAAACCUCAACACCACCAUCGCCAUGCCACCACCGAGACGCGCAUGCCGUGCAUCGUUGUGCUGCAUGGGAACAGCUCGUCGCGCUUGGGAUGCAUGGAGACGCUGUUUCACAGCCUCGCCGCGGGGUUUACAGUGUGCGCGAUUGACUUUAGCGGCUCCGGGUUGUCCGAGGGAAAGUACGUGUCGUUGGGUUUCCACGAAAAGAAAGAUAUCUCCCUCGUCCUCACGCAUCUUCAGUCGACGGGAGAAGUGUCCAACAUCAUCCUGUGGGGUCGAAGCAUGGGAGCCGUCGCAUCCAUCUUGUGCGCGGCCGAAGAAGCCGACGACGUGGCUGGCGGCGCGUGCAUCACGGCCAUGGUGCUCGACAGUCCGUUCUCGAGUCUCAAGCAGCUCGCGAUGGAUCUCGUGGACGACGGCAAGCUCAACGUACCCAAGUUUGCAGUAUCCAUCGUGAUGCGGUUUCUCCGACGUGACAUCCAGCGCCGCGCAAAGUUCGACAUGUUUCAACUCACACCCAAAGCCGUAAUUCACAAGUCCGUUCCGAAAUACUCUGUUGUACUACCCUACAUAUCCGUGCUCAUAUUUUUCUCGAUCUUCCUAUUUAGAUGCGCCGUGCCCGCGUUCUUUGCGAUUGGCAGCCAAGACGAGUUGGUGUCGCCGUCCCACGUCCAACUCCUCCACGAUCGGCACCGCGGACCCAAGGAGCUGCUCAUGUUCCCCGGAGGACACAACUCGGUCCGGCCGACCGAGUUUUUCGCGCGCGCCGUCAACUUCUGCCGCGUCAUGUGUGGUCUGCUCCCCAUGUCCGAAACUGCUGCCGGGGGCGGCGGCGGGCUCUCCCCCGUCCACGUCCGCCACCCCCUCGCGACGGACCUGUCGGUGGAACAGGUGCGCGCGAUGUCUAUCAAGGAGCUCAAGGCGGUGCUCCACCGCGCGGACAUCGACGUCGCGACCGUCGUGGAGAAGGCCGAGCUGGUGACGCUGGUGCUCAAGAUGCACGCGCGCCACGUCCGCAUGCGUGUGAACAGCGACGUCGAGAGUCGAAGGAGGACGACCAGUCCGAUGCAGCGGCGGCACUCGACGGGCACGGACGACCCGGCCACGUGUCCAGAGGACAUCAUCGUGGGGGGCGUGCAGGUGACGGCGACGGCGGCACCCCCCACGUCGUGACGGUCGCCGUCGUCGUCUUAGUGCUAGUCGUACCAUAGAAUACCAUCCCACCACCCUAUUCAAAACGAGUCAAAUCACG
This is a messenger RNA of Aphanomyces astaci, 1579 nucleotides long. RefSeq lists its product as hypothetical. The transcript has 4 exons. The coding region runs from base 10 to 1500 and encodes 496 amino acids. The record is from RefSeq and is a predicted model, not a curated record. Lineage: Eukaryota; Oomycota; Saprolegniomycetes; Saprolegniales; Verrucalvaceae.